Elgaria multicarinata webbii is the source of this 1617-nucleotide messenger RNA. RefSeq names its product HHLA1 neighbor of OC90 (gene HHLA1). The coding region runs from base 1 to 1617 and encodes 538 amino acids. NCBI's taxonomy places the organism in Eukaryota, Metazoa, Chordata, Lepidosauria, Squamata, Anguidae. The record is from RefSeq and is a predicted model, not a curated record. The transcript has 15 exons.
AUGUAUGGCCUUCAGCUGCUGAUUGUGUCCGAGUCCAUGUUUGGAUUAGAAGGUGUGAACUGGAUGAAUCCUGAUAAACUUACCCAGUUCCCACCUGUCAAAAAUAUACACGAACUGGAAUGCACUCCUGCAAGCCCAAAAGCAGAAAGCAAGAAAGAAGAACGGCUGGCGGUGCUGGCGACUGCAGAGCUGCCUGCUAAAUCAGUUGAUCUGGCGGCGAUUAACCUGACUGAGCUGGUUAAUGGAAUGCUAAAUACGGCUCUCAAAGGUUCCAAAAAGUUCUUCUCUUUGCUGAGCAUUACGUCUUACAGCUCAUAUGCCUUCCAUAAGGUUUCCAUUGUCCUCUACAACAUAUCCAACUUGAAGAAUGUUGACGCCACCAAAUUCCCCAUGAGGUAUUGCUACUGCUUAAACAAUCGGACAAAUGAUUUAACAGAUUUUACUGCUUUGCUCGUUGAUAUCGUUGGAAACUCCACCAAUUACUUGACCGAAAUUUUCAAAUCUACUUCCAUUGUGUCAGUGAGCCAGAGUAAUGAGAGUGACUGCAUCUACAUUUGUGUUAUGUCAGGCCGCACAGGAAGAAAUCUGUCGGACUUAUGGGAAGCAAUUGAGAAGUCCCCUGUUAUUAAUUACACUUUUUCUGGUAACAUGUCGGACCUCCUGGGUGAGUACAUCCUGAACAUACUAAUGAAGAAGCAUUUAAACUUGAUCGUUCCUGGUCUAAUGCCUCUACGGGAAGAUGCUGACAAGGAGCUAGGCAAUAUUGCAAAAGACGCAUGGACAUUUAAAACUACAAAGACACCUGCAGGGUCCCAGAGCGGUGCCUUGAAAGGAAAAGAGAUGUUCGUGACGCAGCACCCUGGAUGGUUGAAGACUGUCAUUGCGAAAGGCUCUGAAGCUCCCUUGGCACCGUUGUCCUUAUGGCUGCAGACCGACGCCUCAAAGGAGUAUGGUGUUUCAUCUACAAAAACAACUUCAUCCAGGCCUGUUCUUGUGGAAAGUUAUGAUGGAAGUCUACCAGGAGCAUUACCACCACUUACUCCAAAGUUGCCUACUCAAGCUUGGACCGUUGCUGCAAAAGGAGAUGAGACCGUCUUCCCACAGUCCACCAUGGAGCGAAAGACUGCUGCCUUGAAAAGCUUUGAAGUGUCUACUUUUCAGGUGUCCCCGUGGCUGCAGACAGAUGCUCCGAAGGAAUGGGACGUAUCUCCUUCCCCAUCUUCUUUGAUGAGCUUUGACCUUCCGUCUGGAACACAGCCAGUGCCAAUUGAAACUUAUACAUUCCUGACAUGGCCAGUUUCUUCUAGAAUAACCAAAGCACCUCAGCAAAUCCAGGCAGGAUGUCCACAGGGAAUCAAGAAAGGCAGCAAUGUGAUCACACCACCCAGCACACUUGCAAAGCUCAAUCCUUGUGUCAUGGAGCUGUGCAAAUUUUAUCAGCAGUGCCUUUGCACACGGGACAGAAGCUACUCAAGAGACAAAGUGAUGAGGUACUGUAUUGAACACUAUUCCUGGUUCUUGAAAAAUGCAAUGUACAUCUGUGAAAAGGUCAAAAGAACACCCUAUUCCAAGACUUUAAAGCAAAAAUGCCUUGCAAGCAUUUGUAAAUCUAUUUAA